Messenger RNA from Symbiodinium necroappetens, 4910 nucleotides. The record is from the annotation of a GenBank genome assembly. Lineage: Eukaryota; Dinophyceae; Suessiales; Symbiodiniaceae.
AUGCUAAACUUCAAACAGAGUCAACAUCGGCAUCGGAAGCACGCUCGUGACCCUCAGAUCACCUCCAACGCGAGCAAGUUUUGCACAUGUUCGCCGAAUGAGCUAGGUUGUGCUCACCAUCGUCCAGAAGGCCUGCCGAAUGCGACCGAAGCAAGACGUGGCUCGCUCUGUUGGCCAGUUUGGAGAGAACCUAAACAGGAUGGCCUGGCAUUGGAAUGGGCAGCACGAGCUCUCCAAUCAGACAAGGAGGUGGUGCUGGCUGCUGUGAAGAAAGGUGCGUUCGCCCUGCAGUUCGCCAGCCCUUCCUUGCUCCGUGACCGCCUCUUCGUGUUGGCAGCUGUGCAGUGCAACGGCUAUGCCUUGGCCUGCGCUGGGAAAUUCCAAGGGGAUCGCGAAAUCGUGCAGACUGCUGUUCGCGAGGACGGCAGUGCCUUGGAAUAUGCCUCCGAUGCACUGAAACGAGACCGGGAAAUCGCAUUGACUGCGGCUCGAUGGAGUGAUGCAGCACUGGAGUACGUCGCUGAGUCUUUGUGGCAAGACCGGAACUUUACACGCGCCGUGUUGGAGAAGAAUGACGCUGCUUGGGAGUACGCGUCGGAGAAGUUGCAGGCCGACCGCCGGUUUCUGCUAGAGGUCCUUCAACUCAAUCCAGGCAUCUUCCGCCGCCUUCAACCAGGCCAGGCUGAUGCUGAGCUGAUCCUCAAAGUCAUCAAAGCCACACCUGCAGCCUUUGAGCAUCUUCCGGCAGAGAUGCGGGACGACCAGGAGUUUCUGCUGCGAGCGUUCGCAGCAAACUGCGAGGUUGUGGAGUACGUGCCAUCAUCGGUAUUCGCGGAUAACGCCUUCUUACUUCGCGCGGUGGAGCUUGAGCCAAAGGUGCUUGCAAGCUCCUCGCGCGAAGCUCGCGGAAGCAAGGAUAUCGUCACCAAAGCUGUGCAGCGAAAUCCUGCAGCAUUGCAGCAUGCCUCAGACUCGCUCCGGAUGAGUGAAAAGUUCGUCCUCUCGCUCGUAAAGAAGGAUGCGGUUUGCCUGCAGUACUGCAGCGACGAGCUUCGAUGUCAUGAGGGCUUCAACUUGGAAGCGAUCUCGAAGAAUCCCGAAGCACGUCACUACGUUUGUGCAGAGCUCUGGCAAGACGAAGAGUUUGUGCUCGAGGCGCUGUCAAUCGAAGUUUCCGUGUUGGAACUUGUGCCUGAAAGUGUUCUUUGCAAUCGGGCCAUCGCGUUGAGGGCAGUGGAGACCACAGGGCAAGCAUUAAAAUAUUUGGAUUUGGGCUUCCGCGAUGACCGAGAAGUUGUCUUGACUGCUGUCGAAGAUGACCCGUCCGCCCUUGCAUUUGCUUCCGAGCGGCUCCGGGCAGACACUGGGCUCUUCCGUGCAUCAAUCAAAGUCGACGGCCUGGCUCUAGAACACGCGGACAGCUGCCUUCAGGACGAUCCCACUUGGGUACUCGAGGCCACGCAAGCUGGACCCAACCGUGCGGCAGCUCCAGAUUUGUGCCCAUUCCGUUUCGCUUCCAAACGCAUACGCCAGGAUCCGGACUUUGUUUGGCAAGUAGCUGCUGCAGUGGGUGCUGUGGCUCUGGCACACUCGCCUCUUCGCGGUGAAGCACAGUUCGUAUCUCGGCUGACGCAAAGGAUCCCCGAGGCCAUCCAGCACGCUGACGAGAAGUUGCUUGAUGAUCUCCCCUAUUUGCUGUCAAUCAUUCGGCAGUCCCCUGCAGUACUGAGCUUCGUGCCGGAAGAACUGCGAGCCAGCGCGUCUUUCGUACUGGCAUCGGUUCGUGGCAACGGGGCUGCCUUAGACUAUGCUCCCAGGCGCUUCCAAACGGAGCCAGAGUUCUUGCGAGCAGCUGACUCUGCUUUUCCUAGCAGGCAUCCUUUGGAUCACGAUGCCUUAGAGAAGCGAGAUAUCCCCUUGGCACGGCUAGGCGGGGCUGCCACAUUGUCGGCUUUUCAUGCUGGCAAUCGCAUUGCACAAGAAUGGGACCGACUGGAUCAUCUCAGCCCCCGCGGCUUGAGGGACGAGUGUGAAAUCCUGGGACUGCCUGGAGCUGCUUGCUUGGAGUGGUAUGGGGCCUCGUUCCUUCUGAUUCGUUUCAAGAAGGUCUGCAUUUGGCGAGAAAUGCAGCUGCAGGAACUGAAGGUGGAGAGUGACGCAAAGGGCCUGAGAAAAGCCCAGCGGCCUGUAGGACGCGCCGACUCGCACACGCACCCUCAGGGGCCCGAUCCCACUGUGAGUCUCCAUGUGGGAGCCUGCAUCUCGGUAAUCCAGGACGUCUACAGCGUCAGCAACCUGAAGCUGAAGUCUGGGCUUCAGGGCACGGUGGUCAGCAUCGACAAAGGUGGUGAUGCCAGGAUUGAUUUCAACAUCGAAACCUUCGCUGGCGGCCUGAAUGCCACGCAGUGGGUUUACAAGAAGGACUUCGACAAGCUGAGUGUGGAUAAGGACGAUGAGCUGCUGAACAGCAUGCUCAACGAACUGACAGUGGACCAGUUUGCUGGUCUUUACGAGCGCUUUGGUGUCCCUGUCCGUGAUUUGGGCUCCUUCGCGGCGGCCAACGCGGUUACCGAGCGAUGGGAUGUGUUGGCCAAAAUGAGCGCCAAUGAGCUUGCGCUGGAAUUCACCAGGCUGGUGGGCAUCGAGCCAGACGCCAAAGUCGAACUCGAGGCCCAACUUCGAAGUGCAGCGGUUUGGGAGGAGCUACCGCUGACAGCUCUUUUUCGGGAGUGUGCCCGGCGAAAGCUGGCUGGGCCCCUGGAGGCGACUUCCUUCGAACUGCAGCGAGCAGAACUUUGGGACCGCCUGCUGGGUACUCUGUGCAAGGACCUGUACUUAGCCAUCGGCCUGGACUUGAAGCUCUUGGUCACCACAAAACGAGCCGCCGAAUUAUACCGGAGGUGGCGCGAGAUUGACGAGCUGCCUGCCCCUGCCUUGCAGAAGGAGUAUGCAACCUUUGACCUGCCCAAAGUUGCAGAGAAAGAGCAAAGAACUCGAGUGAAGAAGGUUGCCUAUUGGGACGCCCUCCCGUUCAAUGCCUUGCGGGAGGAGUGUUGGAACAUGGGGAUGCGCUCGGCGUAUUUCAACUCCGCCGACUUUCAUGGUCGGCGUGAGCGUUUGAUUCGUGAGGCUAUUUGGUUUCAGUGGGCCCCCAAGACGGAGGGCCAGACGAAGAUGCCGAGCGAUGCACGGGGCUGGCAGCCGCCACCUAGAGAGCAGGCCAAGGACCAGGGACGACCGAACUGCCCCUUCGAGUACAUGCCGCCGCCACCACAACCGAUGGUUCCUACGCACAUCCGUCAACAUCUUCAGACGUUGCUGCUGCCGCCCAAUGCAAGCCUGCGGGACGUCAAGGCCGCCUACAAAAAGCUCGCGCUGAAGUAUCAUCCAGACAAGAACAGCAAGGACAUGGAGGAUCUGGUGACGCAGCGGUUCACGGAAAUCCGCUCGGCUUAUGACGAGCUGUUAUCAUACUUUGAUAUGCUCUCUUUCGAGACUCUAUCACACACGCACACAGAACAUCAUGUGCGUCCAUGGAUGUAUGGCGACGGCACCUGCACCGGCUCCUCCGCGUUUCAAAAUCCCGCAUCUCCGCCUUGGGAAAGGUACAGAAUUGGCAAGCAGCCCUGGAGGUGCUCGGACAUCUCGAGGGCCGCGUCGACUGCGGUGUCGUUGGGGCCGGCCUGGGUGCCCUGCAGCGCGGACGGGCAUGGCAGCGUGGCCGAGUUACGGAAGCCACACAGGCGACACUCACUGGCGCUUUGUUUGGAUGCUCAGAGGUGCCGAGUUGCAGAUGCCGCUGCCUUUGGGACUGCGGCCAUGACGCUGGAACAGUGCAGCCGCUGGUCCCACUCUACCCAGCUUCUUGCGACGACUUCCUUGCAAUACGUCGUUCGAGCCACCAACGCCGUAUUAGCGGCGUGCAGGGACGGCGGCUUUUCGCGAGCAAGGUCGUUGUUCGCUUCCUUGGGGGCUCGACGAACUACGCCGGAUGUCGUCACGUACAACUCCAUCAUCAGCUGCUCAACCGGCUCACGGUGGCCCUGGGCUCUGUGGUAUCUUUACAUCUUGACGACCCGAAGUGCAGCGCAGCCAACAGAGGCCACCUUCGCCAGCGCCAUCCACGCAUGCGCAACAGGUACCGCAUGGCGCCGUGCAUUGGCCUUGCUGGGGCAACUGACACCACAUUCCCUGCAGCCAACGACCGUGAUCUUCGGCGCGUGCAUCGACGCAUGCGCAAAGGCGCGGCAGUGGCAUCGGGCAGCAAUGCUCCUGCAAAUCAUGCCCUCACAGAGCUUGGUGGCCAACACACUCACGACAAACGCCUUGCUGACCGCCCUGGCCACGGGUAGCCGCUGGCAGGAGGCACUCUCUCUUUUUGAGGGGGCCGACAAGGAUGGUGGAUCAUCGCCGGCCACGUAUGGGGCCGCAUGUGCUGCGAUGGCCGCCGGUGCAGUUUGGAGGUCUGCCCUGGACCUCCUGGACCUGAUGCAUCGCCGAAGCUUUGCCAGAACAAUGCAGGUUUGGCAUUCGGCACAGACUGCAUGCUCCAACACCGGCCAAUGGACGAAGGUGCUCCAGCUCCUAGAGGAAGCAUCCUGCGAGGUGCCCUUGGACCUCGCGAACUACUUGACCGCGUUGGCUUCAGUAGAGCGAGGUGGCUGUGCCCAUCACAUUUCGUCGCUGCUGAGGCGAAUAGCAGGCCGAGGCUAUGGCCUGCUUGUCGGACGAGCAGGAGAGACACCGAGUGAUACGGAGUUUCUCUUGCAGGCCCUGGGCACCUUGCGAGAUCACUGGAAUUCUGACCUUCGCCUCAGGGCAACCUGGUUGGAGCGGCUUCGCCACGAUCAUCUAUGCAGGGUUCGUUUGCAUCGGUCUCAACCUCCGAGUCGCCAGGACCAAUCCGGGCC